AUUGCCAUCGAUAACUAUCGGAUGAAGUGGUGUGCCGCUAAAGAAAUAAUCAUUCGCACGUGUUGUUGAAUUGUAUACUCUACCGCGAGUGAUAACAAUGUCAAAGUUUUUGUCGUAUUAUAAUCUGUUUCCCAUACCCGAUCCUAAGGAGUUCCUUGGCUUGGCCUCGGACUGCGAAAAGGGAAAUGUAGUUACAACACUGGCUCGCAAUGUUGUUGUUGUGCUUAAUAUUCGCACCCAGAAGCAAUUGCUUAGUUGGUCUCUGCCAGAAAAGCUUUCAGCAAAGGUCAUCUAUGAUAGAAAUAGUCAAAAAUAUGUCGGUGUAUUUGGAAAUCAUUCAUUGCGCCUAUGGAAUGUGGAGACCUUAGAUGUCACCAAGUGCAAAAAGCUGAAAUUCCAGAAGAGCAUUGCCCAUCUGGUGGAAACAGAUCAGGAAGCUCUAGUUUUAUAUAGCGACGGUGUUUGUCAAACCCUCUCGGCGGCUUUGGAAUCACGCGUAGAUCAGAAGGCGGACACAGCCGAGCAGUUGGCUCUAACAGCGGCAACAGUGCUUACUAAGCCAACUGUGUUUACACUAGCCGAAGGUCACCAGGUGCUUACAUAUUUCCAAGAGAAGCGCGAGACUGGAGAGUUACACCUGGUACGAGUUUCUCUAGACACAUCGACAAGAAAGGAAUAUCUCCUGCAAAGAGAAUCAAUCAGAUUGACCGGCUAUGCUGUUAUUGAAGAUGAUGUUGCGCCACAUUUGCUAACCAUUUGGUCUGACAAACGUAUCUUCAUGCUUAAUCUUGGCGAGGGUUCCACAGAACGUGCACCGGGACAAUUUGUCUCAAUGCUAUCGCAUCUUAAUGUGGAGAGCAAUCUGUCUGUACAUGGAGUCUCGCGUAAUUUUGCUGCCAUUUAUGGCGCCAACUAUGGACAGGAGGGUGCCUCCCUGCUUGUCUAUAACACGCAAUUUAAAGUGGUUAAUGCUAAGCAGUAUUUCAAAGUAUAUCUGGAAUUCUCCCGACUGUGGUCACGGGAUGAGCACAUUCUCUUGGCCAUGGGACAGAACAUAGCAGCUGUGCGUUAUCGCAUGAAUCGUGAAUUAUUGGUUGAUAUGUUGGGCUCUCAGUUUGAUGACACCCACAUGAACCAAAUAACAAUUGAGCUUGAUCACAUUAAUGAAGAGGAAUGCCUAGAGGCAACCAUUCGGUUCGACAAUAGCAGCAAACCUCACAUAGAUGAACACAAACUGGACAAUGUGGCCAUUGAGGCUAUUGCGCCAGCGGAUAAAAUAAAUGUUCCGUUCGAUCCGCCCGAAGUGUUCCAACAGAAUAUGAAUGAGUUAGUCAAGCAGCAUGUACAUGGUGAGGUCAGAAGGUGUGAAAACAGUCUUGAGGAUGUCGGUCUAACGCUGAUGUCAAAUUUCCACGAUGAUGGCUCUUUUACUGUCACAACCCAGGCAUUGAUUCGUCAACUUGAGAAGUGCGGAGCCGGAGAACAGGAAAUUGCCGAAAAACUAUUAACGCUUUUUAUCAAAACUAACAAUUCCAAGCAAAUGUUAAUGUGCUUGAAACGAUAUUGCAAUAUUUCCGAGUCCAUGUUGGCGUGGUCUUUGCGCUAUGCUCUUGAUCAGAAUGAUCCAAAGAAAAAACUUCUAAAUGCUGUUCUAGCCACUAGUUUCGAGCCUAGCGCAAUUGAAGAACCUCUGCGACAACGCCUGGAACUUACACAUGUUCAGCACUUACUCGAACAUUUAUAUCAUUUGGUCAUUGAUCCUCAUUUACAGCUGGAAGAGCGCCCCGAUCGGGAGUCAUCAGUGGCACAAACAGAAAUUCAUGCAUUACAGUGGCUGGGAGCCUUGCUUACUUCUCACUUUACUCUGCUAACCAUAUCCAAAGAUGAAUCCCUGCUGGAAUUGCUUACCAACUGGUCACAGCAAUUGAAACUUUACGAGGAGAAUAUUCAAGAUAUCGAAGUUUUGGUACCAUUGUUAACGAACAUUGUGGAAAGAAAAGAACUAAAGCCCAUUUACUCGACCAACUGGUAUGGCAUCGAGGAGUUUGUCUUAUACUAGAUGAAUUCUGUAUUUGCUAAUUAGUUAUUAAAUAAAAUAAAUACAUAAUUACCAAAAAGUAAUCCUUAAAAAAACAACAUUUUUAAUUUAUAUGCUGGACAAAUUAUAUUACUUCUUUGUGAUCAAAUUGUUUUGCUGUCUUCAAACAAACAUAUCUACUAUUAUUAUUUAAACAAAUAAGAUUUAAUAGAGUAAAAAGUCUCUGACAAAUA
Drosophila willistoni is the source of this 2271-nucleotide messenger RNA. Its product is annotated as nucleolar protein 11. The coding region runs from base 98 to 2059 and encodes 653 amino acids. Gene Ontology annotation, molecular function: RNA binding. Gene Ontology annotation, biological process: maturation of SSU-rRNA. The record is from RefSeq and is a predicted model, not a curated record. Gene Ontology annotation, cellular component: nucleolus; nucleus. Lineage: Eukaryota; Metazoa; Arthropoda; Insecta; Diptera; Drosophilidae. The transcript has 3 exons.